AUGCAGGCUUUCUUGCUUUCCCAGCAACUUAAUGCUAGGUCUUUGACAACAAACUUCACGGAUUGUCCAGCAAAUGCUACUAUUUGCAGUGGUACAUCUUGUGUGUUACCAGAAGAUGAUUUUAACCGUACUUUGAGUGUAAUUUUAAGUACUGUUCUGACAAUCAUGCUGGCUUUGGUGAUGUUCUCCAUGGGUUGCAAUGUGGAAGUUAAAAAAUUCUGGAACCACAUAAAAAGGCCCUGGGGUAUUUUUGUGGGUUUCCUCUGUCAGUUUGGAAUUAUGCCUCUCACAGCUUUCUUGCUGUCACUGGCCUUUAAUGUGCUUCCUAUUCAAGCUGUUGUGGUGCUUAUCAUGGGAUGCUGUCCAGGAGGCACAGCCUCCAAUAUCAUCGCUUAUUGGGUGGAUGGUGACAUGGACCUAAGCAUCAGCAUGACAACUUGCUCCACAUUGCUUGCAAUGGGGAUGAUGCCACUCUGUCUCUUUGUUUAUACCAAGAUGUGGACUGAUUCUGAUGCAAUUGUACUCCCCUACAACAGCAUUGGAAUUUCACUGGUAGCUCUUGUAAUUCCUGUUUCGUUAGGAGUGUAUGUUAACCACAGAUGGCCUAAGAAAGCAAAAAUCAUACUUAAGAUUGGUUCCAUAGUGGGAGCGAUCCUUAUCGUGCUCAUUGCUGUCGUUGGGGGAAUACUCUACAAAGGCUCCUGGAUUAUCUCACCUAAAUUAUGGAUCAUUGGUACCAUAUUUCCAGCAGCUGGCUAUUCUCUGGGAUUCUUUCUGGCCCGCUAUGCUGGUCUGUCUUGGAACAGAUGUCGUACAGUGUCUCUGGAAACAGGCAUGCAAAACACUCAGUUAUGUUCAACGAUAGUACAGCUCUCCUUCAGUCCUGAACAACUUGAAUUGAUGUUUACAUUCCCACUCAUCUACAGCAUUUUCCAGCUGUUGUUUGCACUAAUAUUUUUAGCAGGCUACCGUGUUUACAGAAGAUACCAUGUCAAACCGAAGACAGAUGUUGAGAAAACAGAAGAAAAAGAUGAUUCAAAAUCAAUUUCAUCACAUGCUAAAACAAAUGGAGGUUUUGUAUCAAAUGAGACAAAAUAGACAAUCAUCUCUCUGUUCCCAUCAACUGAAAAGAUAUAAGAUAUAUGGUUUACUUAAACUUCUUUUCAGAUGCUGU
Molecule: messenger RNA, 1174 nt
Organism: Cygnus olor (mute swan)
Lineage: Eukaryota; Metazoa; Chordata; Aves; Anseriformes; Anatidae
Gene: SLC10A2
Product: solute carrier family 10 member 2
Exons: 6
Coding region: 1-1098 (365 amino acids)
Biological process (GO): bile acid and bile salt transport
Cellular component (GO): apical plasma membrane
Molecular function (GO): bile acid:sodium symporter activity
Source: RefSeq, a predicted model, not a curated record